Molecule: messenger RNA, 2843 nt
Organism: Cotesia glomerata
Lineage: Eukaryota; Metazoa; Arthropoda; Insecta; Hymenoptera; Braconidae
Gene: Picot
Product: putative inorganic phosphate cotransporter
Exons: 8
Coding region: 458-2032 (524 amino acids)
Biological process (GO): monoatomic anion transport; transmembrane transport
Molecular function (GO): transmembrane transporter activity
Source: RefSeq, a predicted model, not a curated record
UGGAGCCAAAGCCAACAGCUACGUUAAACAUUUAGUUUAACGUUGAAUAUUUAAUGAUCAUUACAUCGUCAUUAAUACCUCGGUGCAUGUGUUACCCAUCGGAUAUAUCCGAGUAUCGUAUUAAUCAUAAUUAUCAGUAUCAAUACCAAUACACUCAAGCUGACCACUGUGCUGGACUUGACACACACAUAUAUUCACGUCGGGUGUAUAUGACGAGUAAUAUCUCCUCGAGCGAGAAUCAGUCGUUACUUCAGUUCAAUCCAAACUCACACCGAUUUCGUGUCUAGUUUUUUUUUUUAAUUAUUAUUACUGAUAAUAUUUAAUAAUUAGUAUUGUUUGGAAAAUUAAUCAACAUGUGUCAGAUAUAGUAAGAAAUAUUUUGGAGUAAAAUUAAAGUUUUAGUGAAUUAUUUAUUAUCGGGGUUUCAUUGGUAAUUGAUAAAUAAAAAAGUUGUGUGAUGAUGAUUGCUGCAAAUAACGAUAACCGGGGAAGAAAUGGCCACGUGUUGGUAUGGGAGCAACCGGGUUUAGAUGAAACGGAUCGUCCGAAACAAACUAGAGCAUGGAUCGGAUCACGUCACAUAGUAACAUUCAUGUUGUUCCUGGGGAUGGCGAACGCAUAUGUAAUGCGGACAAAUAUGUCAGUAGCAAUCGUCGCAAUGGUUAAUCACACAGCUACUGAGCAUGACAAAAAAAUGGAAGUAGUAGACGAAUGUCCUGGAGUUGAAGACAGAAAUUCUUCUGGAAAUUUAAUGACUUCUGACGGACCGUUCAAAUGGGAUUCAGAAAAGCAAGGAUACUUACUUAGUUCAUUUUUCUGGGGCUACGUCAUCACCCAGAUACCUUUUGGAAUUUUAGCCAAGCGGUACGGAUCAAAAUACUUCCUUGGAGUCGGAAUGCUGAUAAACUCAGUGUUUGCUUUUCUGGUACCGAUUUCCGCGCACUGGGGAUUCGGGUGGCUCUUGGUGAUCCGAUUUAUCCAAGGUCUCGGAGAGGGUCCAAUUGUGCCUUGUACGCACGCAAUGCUGGCAAAGUGGAUUCCGCCGAAUGAGAGGAGCCGGAUGGGAGCUUUCGUUUACGCUGGAGCCCAAUUUGGAUCAAUUGUUUCGAUGCCAUUGAGUGGCUUGUUGUCAGAAUAUGGAUUUGCCGGCGGAUGGCCCUCGAUAUUUUAUGUUUUUGGUGCUGUUGGAACUGUAUGGUGUGUUGUAUUUUUGAUUUGGGUUUACGAGGAUCCCGAACAGCAUCCAAAAAUCGCUGAAGAUGAGAAGAAAUAUAUACUGAGUGCACUUUGGGGAACUGCUGGAUCUUCUUCUCCUCCAGUACCAUGGAAGUCAAUAUUAACUUCCUUGCCAUUCUGGGCUAUAUUGAUAGCUCAUAUAAGUCAAAACUAUGGAUAUGAAACAUUUAUGACUCAGCUUCCAACUUACAUGAAACAAAUCUUGCACUUUAAUAUAAAAACUAACGGAUUAGUUUCUGCGCUUCCGUACUUAGCGAUGUGGCUGUUCUCAAUGUUCAUAUCGCAAGUAGCCGACUGGAUGAUCUUCUCCGGAAAAUUUACUCACACGUCAACGCGUAAAAUUAUCAAUGCAAUCGGGCAAUACGGUCCAGCUAUAGCAUUUAUUAUCGCUUCUUACACCGGGUGCGACAAAACAUUAACAGUCGCAUUGUUCACUAUUGGUAUUGGAUUGAACGGUGGUAUUUACUCUGGAUUCAAAGUUAAUCAUCUUGACAUAUCACCGAGGUUCGCUGGAAUUCUCAUGUCCUUUACUAAUUGUCUCGCUAAUCUUGCCGGACUUCUUGCGCCGGUUAUUGCUGGGUACAUCAAUGCUGGAAUUCCAUCUCAAGCCAAAUGGCGGAUAGUUUUUAUAAUAUGUGGAGCCAUUUAUAUAAUCGGAGCAACAUUCUACAUAAUAUUUGGUUCCGGUCAACGACAAUCGUGGGACAAUCCCGACAAGGACGAAGAAAUAGAGAAGAAAAGAAGAAAACCCAAUGACGUGGAAGCUGCUAAAGUAAUCAAUGAAACUCAGCAUUGACUAAUUAAUAAGUAAUAGUAAUAAGUUACAAUAAUAAUAAUAAUAAUAACGAGCGUUGUUAACGUACAAUUUAGAGUUACUGAAAUUCACUUUUAACUUUUAUAUAAAAUCUUGAAUAUUUAUAUUUAAUAAAUUAUAACGAACCAUUCAUUCCCUCCAUAAAAAAUGAUUGAACAGAUUUUUUCAAAUUUUGAAAUUAAAUCAUAAGAAUCCAGUCAGGUAGUGUGCCUUGUGUUGACCGUGUAAAUGAUAAAUGUAUGGAAGAUUAGAUUUUUUUUUUUUUUUACAUAUUAAAUCCUAAUUUUUUCUGUUCCGUUGUAAAUAUAAUUUAUAGAGAUUCGAAAUAAAAAUAUUGUAAUAAUAAUUUUUCUAAAAUUAAUAAAUGAAGAAAAAAAAAUUGUAACAAGUGUAUUUGCGUGUCGUGUGUGUGUUAGUCGAUAAAAUAAUUUAAAGCAAUUUAUUUCAAUAAAAGCUUGCUAACAAUUUAUUUAUUAAUUAGCGAAGAAUUAAAAAAAUUAAUCAGCAAAUAAAUUGUCAUUGAAAUUUUAUUUAAAAUUUUCUAUCGACAUCAAGGCAGCAGUAUUAGAGUAGAACGCCGCACGUUCGCCACUCUGUUAUCUUAUUUUUUAUUAUCAUUGUUGUUAUUAAAUAUAAUUAUUAUUUUAAUUGUAAUCCUUAUUGAUUAAUUGCCAUUUUGUAUUGUAGUUAUUUUGAAAUAUUUUUUUUAAAUUCAUACUGAACAUUACUAGUAAUGUAUUUACAUUAAUAUAUAUUAUAUUAUAUUAUAUAUUACUAUUUAUUAAUCAUUUUA